This is a messenger RNA of Podospora bellae-mahoneyi, 1918 nucleotides long. RefSeq names its product transcription factor TFIIF complex subunit Tfg3 (gene tfg3). NCBI's taxonomy places the organism in Eukaryota, Fungi, Ascomycota, Sordariomycetes, Sordariales, Podosporaceae. The coding region runs from base 398 to 1369 and encodes 323 amino acids. Gene Ontology annotation, biological process: chromatin remodeling; regulation of transcription by RNA polymerase II. The transcript has 3 exons. The record is from RefSeq and is a predicted model, not a curated record. Gene Ontology annotation, cellular component: transcription factor TFIIF complex; SWI/SNF complex; transcription factor TFIID complex. Gene Ontology annotation, molecular function: histone binding.
UCUGUUCCUUUCUUUUCUUUUUGACACAACGGCUGGGAAUUGCUUCACUUUUGCGAGUUUUUAAUUACGCCCUAACUGCACACACACGCGCGCGAUUUCGAAACGACAGAUAUACGCGAGAGAGGGAAGUUAGAUUUACUGGUGAGGUAUAGGAGCUUUGUUUCCUUUUGUUUGGAUGGAGAGAGAGGGUGUUGGAGCUCGCGCUUGCUGCCUAGCUUUGGGGAGCUCUACGCAACUUUGACUGAUUGCGAGGAAAGGAAGAAGCAAGGCUGUCUUUUUUGGGGGGGGAGAGGGGAAGGGGGAUGCUUACAGCUGCAAUAUUGGAAAGACUUGAUGGCACGCGCGGGGCUGGGGCUCUGUGGCUGGGCGCAAAAACAUUACACUCGAGAUUGAUGGGAUGAUGUCGCUGACUUUGGGCAAAACAUUUUAUUUUAUUUUAGGUGCGAACAACAACUCGAGCCGCAGCAACCAGUCUUCCACCACCACCACCACACCCGGUAUUAGGGUCGUUUCGGGCAGAGGCGCCAUCAACAACAAGAAGGGAGGCGGCAGCAAGAAGAAGAAUAACAACAAGGACAAGGACGACAACAAGGAAGACCACGACAACAACAACAACAACAACAACAACAACAACAACAACAACAACAACAACAACAACAACAACGAGAAAACCAACGUCAAGAUGAUUGUCGAACGCAAGGUCAAGAUUGUGACGGAGCAGCACAACAUCGACAAGCCCCCCGUCAACGAGGGGUUUCCGAUGAAGGAGUGGACGAUUGAGGUUUAUGUUUUGGACCAGGAGGGGAGGGAGAGGCCGGCACGGUGCUUUACCAAGGUUGUUUACAACUUGCAUCCGAGUUUUGACAACCCUGUUCAGACAUUCACCGAGCCACCCUUCCGCUGCACCAACGAGGGCUGGGGCGAGUUUGAAAUGUCGAUUGAGCUCUACACGACGGAGAAGGGGGGCAAGCAGACGAUCCUACACGACCUGAACUUUGCGGCGCCGCAGUAUGAGAAUGUGCAUUCCGUCACGUUCAAGAAUCCGAGCCAGGCGCUGCAGGCGCUGCUGAGGGAGACGGGCCCGCUGCCGUCGGAUGAGGAGAGGAAGCAGCUCAAGAAGGGCGGGGAGGGGAGCAAGAAGAAGAAGACGUUUGAUGUGGAGAAGAUGGCGGAUGGGCUGGUGAAGCUGAGCGAGGAUGAUUUGCUGCAGGUGAUUCAGCUGAUUCAUGACGGGAAGGACGAGGGGACGUUUAUCCAGAACAAUGUUGACCAGGGGGAGUUUUCGGUGGAUUUGUACACGUUGCCGGAUCCGUUGAUGAAGGUGCUUUGGGAUUACUUGACCCGCGCCAAUGUCCUCGGGAGGGACUAAGUCGGCUCCUGCUGGGUUUCCUCUUGGUCUUUUUUCACUCAACAAACUGCGGUGCAUUUGCAAUGGCGUUCUGGGCGUCUUGGAAGACGGAAAAGGGAGAGAGGAUGAAGCUUGUGGGCUUUGAUUGACAUCGCAGGGGUAGGAGAUGAGACUUCUUCUUCUUUUCUUUUUCGCUGGCUGGCGUCAUCGGGCUUCUAUGUCUUUUUACAGGCAGGCUGGGGAUGAUCUCUUUUUCGUCUUUUUACGCGGAGAGGCUUUCAAUAUCUGGGCGAGCUCUAAAGAUUCUGCUUCUCGAUUUUAGCGAAAUGUGCGUGCCCUUUUUUAUGGAAUCGGGCCAGGAUUUUGCUUUUUAAAUUGAGUUCUUUUGCUAUCUGCCUUUGUUUCUGGAAAUGGGGUCGAGGCAUCGCGGUAGUGGCAAGUGUGGUUGUUGGUCUUGUAACUGUACAUGUAUCUCUCCUCUGAAUAGAGAAACUAGUGAUGCAUUCUGCCAUGACAUAAUUUGGCAUUCCUCUAGCAAUCUCGUGAUCACGUUCAGAGGCAAUGAAUGGC